Metarhizium brunneum ARSEF 3297 is the source of this 1722-nucleotide messenger RNA. It is a transcript of the gene T184A, whose product is annotated as Transmembrane protein 184. NCBI's taxonomy places the organism in Eukaryota, Fungi, Ascomycota, Sordariomycetes, Hypocreales, Clavicipitaceae. Gene Ontology annotation, biological process: transport. Gene Ontology annotation, cellular component: membrane. The record is from RefSeq and is a predicted model, not a curated record. Gene Ontology annotation, molecular function: transporter activity.
AUGUCUGUUACUAGCGCUAGCAUCGCCUCUGAUGGAGGCACAGGGGCCAAAUUUACCUAUGCUACCACGGUGAUCGCUGGCGUUGCCUCGUUUGCAGCAACAUUACUCUCCGUCGUCUCGAUAUGGCUUCAGACGAAAAACUACCGGAAGCCCCUGCUUCAGCGCUACGUUGUUCGAAUCCUGCUCAUGGUUCCCAUCUAUUCGAUUGCGUCCUUCACAAGCAUGGUGUCGCUUACAGCGGCUGCUUUUAUCGACCCUGUUCGAGACAUAUACGAAGCCUUCACCAUUUACACCUUCUUCCAGCUCCUCAUCAACUACCUGGGCGGAGAAAGAGCCUUGAUUAUCAUGGCGCAUGGUCGUGCCCCCGUCGAGCACCUCUGGCCGAUGAACCACAUUCUACGCAAAGUUGACAUAUCGGAUCCGCAUACAUUUCUGUCCAUCAAGCGGGGGAUCCUCCAAUAUGCGUGGCUCAAGCCCAUACUAGCCAUUGCUGCCAUCGUCAUGAAAGCCACGGGCACGUAUCAAGAGGGAUACAUUAGCGCCAAGUCGGGCUACUUUUGGAGCGGAAUCAUUUACAAUAUCAGCGUUACUGUGAGCUUGUACUCGCUUGGUUUAUUCUGGGUCUGCAUGCACCGCGACUUGACGCCGUUUCGCCCUGUGCCAAAAUUCCUCUGCAUCAAACUUAUCAUUUUUGCGUCCUACUGGCAAGGCUUCUUCUUGUCCAUUCUCGUUUGGCUCGGCGCCAUUCCAGACAACGUCCAGGGGUAUACGAGGGACAAUCUUGCCGCUGCCAUUCAAGAUGCAUUGAUUUGCGUGGAGAUGCCGGCCUUUGCAGUUGCCCACUGGUACGCCUUCUCAUGGCAUGACUUCGCCGAUAACAGUAUUCUAUCUGCGCGCAUGUCCUUGCACCACGCGCUCAAGGACUCCUUUGGCGUCAAGGAUCUCAUCGAGGACUCCAAGGAGACAUUCCGGGGCAACAACUACGGCUACCGGGCAUUCGAUUCUGGAGACAAGGUCAUGGCCCACGAAGACUCCCAGUCACGCCUCGCAAGGAUCAACGCGGGCAUGAGAUAUGAGCGUGGAGGGAAAGCAAAAUACUGGUUGCCCAAACCAGGCGACGUCAGCGCUACCUCUCCACUGCUCGGCGGGCCCAGUUCAAGUAGAACUGGCGAUACAUUAUUUGAACAGCAGCAUGGGACCUUUGAUGAACCCGAGUUGGAUGAGGAUGAAGAGCGCUUGUAUAAUUCUGCAAGACAGUUGAAAUACGGCGAUUGGAAUUACCCCGUCAUCACAGCCAGCGAGCCACUGGCUGAGCGAUACCGAUCGUCGAUGAGCAGCCACAACGGUACAUCACCAGCCUGGUCGACCAGGUCAGCGCGACCACCGCCGCCGCAAGCAGCAAACUCGAACUCAGGCUCAUCUCGACAAUCAUCAUCCCAGCGAAUAGAAGAGCCACAGCCUGUCGUCGUCGUCAAGAAGAAGAAGAAGACGAAAAAAGUAGUGAAGCAUCCGGAAUCAGAUCCAGCAGGCCUGGGUCUCGGAAAAGGCGCUCCUGCUCAUUCUCCUGAUCCUACAGGCACAACUGACGCAAGCGCAAGUGUGCAGAAACCUGAGCCGGAAGAAGCCGGACAAGGGGGAGAUUCAGCAGCCACAGAUGAGGGACAGCAAACGCAUAGAUACCACGUGGAUGGUAGCGACGAGUUUUGCAACGUGUGGGAAUAA